AUGGACGUCAAACCACAGCGCCCACCGCGGGCUAUACGCGUCAGAAACGACGAAAACCUGUCCCCUGAGGGCCAUCCUACCAAGACGAUCCAUCAACGAAACAAGUCAAGUCCAGCUCUGGUGACGACGUUUGCCGAAAGUCAAGGUCUCAAAGCUGCGGCGAAGAGGUCUGCUUUUGGCGAUGUGAGCAAUAUCGCUGCAGGUAGACCAAGCAAAGAUGAUUCGACUCUGCAGACGAAGGGCAACAUUAAACCCAACCAGUCCCUCGACCAGAGAAGAUCCCUUGCCCUGCUUCGACCUGCCCAGAAAGGAUUGAAGAACAUUCUUGCCGGGGCAAGCGCGGUCGCGGCAUCGAAGACCUCAUCGAAUUCUUCGACAGCAGAUAGUGUCUCGAUACAGCCACCCAAGAAAACCUUGACCAAGCGUCAUACAGCCAUUUUUAAGGAUACUCGACUCGAUGUUGUUCAGGAGACGGAACUUCCUUCAUCAGAGGUUGUCAACGCGCUACCAGAGAAGGAGCCGGUGUCGGAUCUUGCCACGACUUCAGCUGAGCCUCAGACUUGCCUUCUUCCUCCCCCAGCCCCAGCGCCUGUUCCUACUGAGCCGACCAAGGAAGCCCAAAGUCUUCAGUCUGACACCAGCUUGCCCGGCAUUGAAGAGGUCAGCCUUGGACCCUGUGUCUCCAGCGACGCCAACCACGAAAUCGAGUUAAAGGAUGUUAGUGUCACUUCUUCAGAAUAUCUUCCUCAGCAACCUUCAAAACAUUCCUAUGACCAUCCCCUGCCUCAACAUCUUCAGGGCUCCACAGAGACACAUGCUCCAGCUGUUCGAAAAGAAGCGCAACCAAUGGCGGUGGCAACACUUGUGAAUCCGAUCGAGAACAUCCCUCCUCUCAGUCCCCAUCACUCCUACAUUCAGCGAAAGAUCGAGCAAGAAGAGUACUGGGAUGAAGAGGAUGAUGACAACUAUGAGGAAGAGAGCUACGUGACGGCGAGGUCAUUCCGAUCGAAAGGAGACAAUACCACGGGAGGGGCCACCACAAUCCUGUUCCCCCAGAUGAAUCAGCGAGCCCGCAAGGAGAUUGCUGCAGCGAAACAGCUGGUCGAGGCGACUCGUUCUCCUGAAGAAGUCGAGGACGAGAGCUACGACACCAGUAUGGUGGCUGAAUAUGGAGAAGAGAUCUUCGACUACAUGAAGCACCUCGAGAUAAAGAUGCUCCCCAACGCUCAUUACAUGGACAACCAGCACGAGAUCCAGUGGUCAAUGCGCUCGGUGUUGAUGGACUGGCUGGUUCAAGUUCAUCUCCGCUUCAACUUACUACCAGAGACUCUUUUCCUGACCGUCAACUACAUCGACAGAUUCCUCUCCUGCAAGGUUGUUUCUCUCGGCAAAUUACAGCUCGUUGGCGCGACAGCCAUCUUCAUUGCUGCCAAGUAUGAGGAGAUCAAUUGUCCCUCGGUCCAAGAGAUUGUUUACAUGGUCGAUGGCGGCUACAGCAUGGACGAAAUUCUGAAGGCUGAGAGAUUCAUGCUCACCAUGCUCCAGUUUGAGUUGGGCUGGCCUGGGCCGAUGAGCUUCUUGAGGAGAAUCAGCAAAGCAGACGACUACGACCUCGAAACACGAACGCUGGCCAAAUACUUUCUCGAAGUCACGCUGAUGGACGAACGUUUCAUCGGUAGUCCUCCUAGUUUUACAUCAGCUGCGUCGCAUUGCCUAGCACGCGUCAUGCUUCGAAAAGGCACCUGGACCCCUCAUCAUGUGUACUAUUCUGGUUACACCUAUGCACAGCUUAAGCCACUCGUCGGUCUCCUCCUGGAGUGCUGCGAAGAUCCGCGCAAGCACCACAAUGCAGUAUUCAACAAGUACUGCGACAAGCGAUACAAGAGAGCUUCAGCCUUCGUCGAGACGGAGAUCCAGAGAGGGUUCCAGUUGCCAGAUCCAGCUGCGUCUGUACCUUUACUUCAACCAUCCAUGGUGUCAUUCUACGACAGUGUCCCUUACAUCCGCAUGUGA
Messenger RNA from Cladophialophora yegresii CBS 114405, 2013 nucleotides. RefSeq lists its product as uncharacterized. Lineage: Eukaryota; Fungi; Ascomycota; Eurotiomycetes; Chaetothyriales; Herpotrichiellaceae. The record is from RefSeq and is a predicted model, not a curated record. Bases 1 to 2013 code for a protein of 670 amino acids. Gene Ontology annotation, molecular function: cyclin-dependent protein serine/threonine kinase regulator activity. Gene Ontology annotation, biological process: regulation of cyclin-dependent protein serine/threonine kinase activity; mitotic cell cycle phase transition. Gene Ontology annotation, cellular component: cyclin-dependent protein kinase holoenzyme complex; centrosome; cytoplasm. The transcript is spliced from 3 exons.